AUGAAAUUGGUUCUUGUGCAAGUUCUCGGCGAUGUCAGAACUCGAAGCAUUACUGCGAGGUCGAACACCGAAGCCUCUUCCGAUACCGACAAGGGUGCCAUUCUGAGCCCGGCAUGGCUCACCGCCACCAAGGCACAGAUCAAGCUGGCCUUGGCAACUGUACUGAAGCUCCGAACGCAUGGUUCGAAAGAUGUACGCGAAGCUUUGCUGACGCUAUGUCUGGGGCUUCUCGACGAAUGCCAUAUCUCGUUGGGAAACUGCUCUUCUGUCCUCGUAGAGACGGCCAUGGUUCUGUCACCAACCGACCAGACUUCAUCGAUUGCAGUGACGAGCUUGCACGACUUGGCAAUCAUCUACUCCGAGCUCGGCGAAACCGUCAAAGUCACAUGCUACAACUGGGUCACCAGCUUGCCUAGGAUCAUGCAGUCCGCCGACGAAGGCAAAAAACAGACGGCUGUCCAGAAUUUGAUGAGGGGUAUGUCCCUUGUGGGCAGCCUCCAGCUGGACUCGUCACUCUUGGAUGAGUCCAUAGCAGCAGCUCUGAGGGACAGCGUCACGUCUUUAGUGACUGGAGUCACGCCGGGGAAAGUGUCGGACCAAACGUCGACAGAUGCCUCAUGGUAUAGCCAAGAUGUGAUGCUGGCCGGCGAAACGUCGAGAAAAUACCAACACGUGUUGCUGGGCCAAGAGAGCCAGUUAGGUACAAGACUGGCUAUGCUCGACUUGCUUUCCAACGUAGGCCCAGCUUCACAACAAACCAAACUUGCUGCCGAGAUGUUGGAUUUUGCCAGAGAUUCGACCGGAGAGAUGCAAACAUCCUCCUUCUGGUUGAGCUUCGAACUUCUCAAGGCCGCAUUGUCUCGUUCCAGCGAUCUAGAGGACCUUCUGGAUUUCUCCUCGCUGGGCCCUGGUGGGGACGUUGCCGACUCAGUCUUCCAGGAGCUCUACUCGUUUGCCGUGGUACUUCUUGACUCUUACUCGGAGCUAUCCGAGAUCGACUGGAGGCUGGAGGCUACGGCACUCGAGGUCGCCUCAUUUGCCGCCUCUCGAUCCGGCGAAGCAUUCAGACCGGAACUCAUCGAUGUGUUGUAUCCGAUUACGACCUUUUUGGGUUCUUCAAACCUUCAACUGAGGGAGCAUGCCAUUACAACUCUGAAUAUCCUGGCUGCUUCCUGCGGGUACACGAGUGUCUCCGAACUGAUUAUCGAGAACGUCGACUACAUGAUCAACUCCAUCUCACUGCGCCUCAAUACCUUUGACAUAUCUCCAGCAUCCAUGAAGGUGUUGAUCAUGAUGACUCGGCUGACGGGACCGCGUCUGCUUCCUUAUCUGGAUGAUGUCGUGGCUUCAGUGUUUGCAGCCCUGGACAACUAUCACGGUUAUCCCAUGUUUGUGGAGAGUCUCUUCGCGGUUCUAAAGGAAAUUGUGAGCCAGGGUGCCAAGUCCGACAAACUUCUUCUGGAAGGCCGCCAGAACGGACCUGAGAGUCACAGAAAAGUAGCGAGCGGCUCGGUGGCAGUCGAAGACAUUGUACGGCUAUUGGAGAGGCGUCGGGAGAGAGAGGAUGCAGUCUCAGCUGCCGAUGCCAAUCUCGAAGAUGCCGGCGGUCACCCGCAAAUUCCUUGGGGUCCCGGCAAAGGCAAGGCCAAAGCGGGUCUUGAGGACGACGAAGGUGCAGCCGGCAACGAAGUCGACAAGGAGAGGCCAGCCAAGACACCGACGUAUACUCUCCUGGAAAGGAUCACGGGCCUGACGCAACAUUAUCUCACAUCGCCAAGCCCUACGUUACGGAAGUCCCUGCUCGACCUGCUGGUGACCGUUUCCCCAGCGCUUUCAGGGGACGAGGACUCAUUUCUGCCUUUGAUUAAUGCUGUUUGGCCAGUUGUUAUCAACAGGCUGUACGACGAGGAGGCCUUUGUUGCAAUUUCAGCAUGCGACGCUCUCUCCGCCCUUUGCGCCACAGCUGGCGACUUCUUGAGCUCCAGAAUCAAGACUGAAUGGUGGGAUGGACUUGGCAAGUGGUGUCGCACAAAAAAGCUGGAGGCCGAUCGCUCUCAGGGCCGGAGCAGAACACGUCAGGAAAGCAGCAAGGCAGGGUGGUCAAAAGCACCUACGAGUCAGGAAAUCGUUAUUCCUAUUCGGUCGGGGGGCGAUCUACUUGGUCGCCAAUCUGCAGAAAUGUCUAACAGCUCGUCCCCCGGCGGCCUGGGAAGGUUCGCUCAAGCAGCCCAAGUAUGGGAGGCCGUGACUCGUCUGCUGGUCGCCAUCGUUUCUCAUGUUCGACUCGAGUCCGAGGUAUUUCGCGAAAUUCUGGAGCUCUUGACCGAGAUCAUCAGUCAGAACGCUGAGGCACGCCAGGCGUUGGAGGCAGUCAAUGCCGAUGCAGUCUGGCUGGUCCUGUAUCAACGGGGACACGUUAAGCCUAUGAAGACGCCCAAACUUGAGGGCUACAAUUUCCCGCCAAUGACCGGACUGAGCUGA
Molecule: messenger RNA, 2481 nt
Organism: Colletotrichum higginsianum IMI 349063
Lineage: Eukaryota; Fungi; Ascomycota; Sordariomycetes; Glomerellales; Glomerellaceae
Product: HEAT repeat protein
Exons: 1
Coding region: 1-2481 (826 amino acids)
Biological process (GO): chromatin remodeling
Cellular component (GO): cytoplasm
Source: RefSeq, a predicted model, not a curated record